Molecule: messenger RNA, 6374 nt
Organism: Coregonus sp. 'balchen'
Lineage: Eukaryota; Metazoa; Chordata; Actinopteri; Salmoniformes; Salmonidae
Source: the annotation of a GenBank genome assembly
GCAAGAAUAAACGUAGAAGAAUUAGUUGUAGUGUCCGACAAUUAUAGUGGGCACUAAAAAAUGGCAGCAUACACAUUACCGGAGGGUUUCUCCGAUUUUGACAUGUUUGCAUUCGGUUCAGCGCUUCUUGUUGGGGGUAAGUGAAAUAUUUUAUGCCAAACAUGUUGAAACGAAAGAUGUAUUUGCAUUAGGGAAACGUCUGCCAGAGGAUGGAGCAGUGUGGGCUUUUAAAGUGUUCUUAAAUGGAUAGGCCUAAUGAUGUUAAAGUCGGACAAAAAAAAAAAAAGAUUUGGCCCGAGAAAUACUUUGAAGAUUCUUCAAGUAAUGACAGCAACUUGGCAACUUCAAAUCAUUCAUAGUUGUCAAUGGGAGAUGUGAAUUAUAUAAAGAUUUGGAAGAUUAUGUUUUGUAAGGUUGAAAUGUGAAAGUGAAAUAAAAGUAUGUGCGCUUAAAAUUCAACAAUUUCCGAUAUAGGCGUAAAACGUAUAGGCUAUGUAACUUAACUGAAACGCUAAACCUCCAUUUAGUCUGUUUAUGGCAUGGAAUCUAUCACAUGUUGUUUCCCAUUAUGAUUUCUUUUUUUCAUGUGUGUGUUUUAGGUCUUCUUGGAUUCUUCCUCAACGCCAUUUCAAUAUUGGCCUAUAUUAGCGUAAAGCAAAUGCGAACUCCCAGUAAUUUUCUUGUGCUUAACCUUGCUGUGGCUGACAUUAUGCUCAAUAUAACCGGCCUGAUCGCUGCAUACGCCAGCUUAACUUAUAGGUAUGAAUUCUUAUCCUCUGACACUGCAUUAAUGCCUGUAGAGGUUGCCUAAUUUAUGUGUACAAUAGUUGUUACAAAACAUGCGCUUAUGCAUUGAUCUAAAAGUGGUUUACAGACAGGAUGUCAGCGCAAAUCAUUCUAAAGAGGCAUUCUAGGGAGGCACAUGUUUCAUAUAUAUCUGAAUAGCUAUAAUGGAUAUAUAUAUAUAUAUAUAUAUAUAUAUAUAUAUAUAUAUAUAUAUAUAUCAUGGACAUAAUAUAUUACACAUAAAGGUGAUUCCUCACGAAACUAGGAAAGAAAUGACACAUUUUUCAGGUAACGGUAAAAUGACUCAUUAUUUUUGGAUUUUCAUGAAAUAUAAUCCAUAUAAGGGUCCUUUGGAGGAAGGGUAUUUGACAUUUGUAUCUUAAAGCAUAAUUGAGAAAUAAUUGAUUGAAGUUUGACUUUUUUUUAACAUUUUGGCCUUACCCAGGCCUCCUUUAAGACACCAAAAAAUUGGUUUCAUAUGAAGCUUUACCGCUUGCUCUGUAAUAUUAGUAUUUUGAUUUCAAUAAAAAAUGUUCUAACAUAUUUUAUAAUUAUAGAAAAAUAUAAACAUGAAUAUAGAAAAUAUAAAAAUGUUGUUUUGGCAAAUUGUUCAGCAUAUUAUUGAACACCAUAUAUUCUACGGGCAUAUAACAAUUCGAGAGGGAUCUCUGCUAGUUUUAAAGUUAUGACCCAUUUUAAACAGAGAUAUAAUGGUAGAGUAGGCAAUGUGACCAAUCACAGCCCUCCUUUUAUUUGGAUAAUUUCACAUCCUGCAAAUCACCAGUAGAGGGCGACCAUUUUGAAUCCAUUUUCACAUUCACUCUGUUGGUAACGCUUAAGAAUUGGAUCCUAACUCUAAAAGUAUCAGGGUUUCCACUCUGGGACAUUGAUAUGCCUGUAGAGUAUAUUAUGCAAAAAAAAAUAUUUAAAAAAUUGGGCAAAGAUUGUUGUAUAUUUUCAAUAUUCAUGUUUUGAUUUUUCAAUAUUGAUUUAAAUUAAUGUAAAUACUACUCAUAUGACAGAAUGAGCGGGAAAGCUUCAUAUGACACCAAUUUUUGCUUUACAGCAUCUACAGAUGAAACAAUAUUGAGUCUUAAAAGGAGGCCUGGGUAAAGCCCAGAUUUCACAAAUAUUCAAAAUUCAGUUAAUUAUUUCUCAAUUGUGCGUUAAGAUACAAAUGUCAAUAUAUAUGUCAACAAUCCAACCUCUAAAGGAACCUUCUAUGGAUUCAAUGUUGUGAAAAUCACCCAUAACUGUCAUGUUGAACAAUGGUUAAUUUCUUGUGAUCCUGAUUUCAUAGUUUAACUGAAUAGAACCACAACCCAAAGCAGGUGUAUUUGGUAUAACAAUUUGCAGCAAUAUGAGUCACCAUGUUUAUACCUGAUGGGAAUAGAAACUCCACGGCUGUGUUUACACAGACAGCCCAAUUCUGAUCUUUUGCCAAUAAUUGGUCUUUUGACCAAUCAGAUCAGAUAUAUUUUGCAAAUAAUCAGGCAAAAUAUCAGAAUUGGGCUGCCUGUGUAAACACAGCCUAAAUGUGCUCCUCUCUUGCCACCCUAGACACUGGCCCUGGGGCCAAGAUGGAUGUAGCAACCAUGCCUUCAUGGGGAUGACAGCAGUCCUGGCCUCUAUCAGCUUCCUGGCUACCAUCGCCUGGGACAGAUAUCACCAAUAUGUCACCAGUGAGUAGUAUCCUACUGUACAGUAUGUAUUCAUGGCAUUUACUAUAGCAUUAUUGAUUUAUUAACAAUGUGUUUAUGUAUUUAUUUAUGCACUAUAUACAUCUACAACGCUACAAACAUAUUCUUGCAAAUUCCAAUAAACAUGGCUUUAUUAUGUUCCAGAUCAGAAGCUGUUUUGGAGCACGGCCUGGACUUUUUCUAUCGUUAUCUGGGGGAUGGCCAUCUUCUGGGCGGCCGUCCCUCUGGCUGGUUGGGGAGUUUAUGACUUUGAGCCCAUGAGGACCUGCUGCACUCUAGACUACACCAAAGGAGACAAGUAGGCUAUAUUUAAAUAAAAAUGUAGGUCAUUUAGCAGACAUUCUUAUCCAGAGCGACAUACAGUCAGAAAUUAAACAUGCACACACACCAUCAUGUUCUCUCUCAUCUAUGGUGCAGGGAAUUCCAGACCAGCUGUUGACAUCACUGUUUGGCUUAGUAAUAUGUCAACAAUGGAAUACAGUAGAUUACCACAAAAGUAGGCUCUUUUACCCCAGUUGAAAACAUCCAGCAUUUCACACACAGAGCGAGCACUGCCAAAAAUCUCUAAUGGAUUGGGAUUAUUCAUUUCAGACAAUAAAAACAAAGCUCUAUAGCAAUGUCUCCCACAGACUAGGGUUGCAAAAUUCCCAGGUUUUCCAGAAAUCCCAGUUGGAGGGUUCCCGGAAUCAGGAGAGAAUAAGCAGGAAAUGCGGAAUCCUCUCGGAUUUCUUGAAAACCUGGUAUGUUUUUUUGAAAAUUACCAGAAUUUAGCAACCCUAGAUGAGUGUGGAUGCCCCAUGCAUAGAGGUGCCCAGUAUAAACAGUAUAUGUCUUAUGUCAUUCUAUUGUCUAUGUGCAUCUCCAUCCAACAGGGACUACAUGACCUAUAUGGGGGCACUGACUGUCUUCUACCUUAUCUUCCCUGCUUAUGUCAUGAAGUCCAACUACGACGCCAUUCACGCAUACUUCAAGAAGAUCCACAAGCACAGGGUAAACCUUUUAACAUUCUACCGUUAGAACAUUUGGAACAUGUUCUUUGGAACAUUACAACGCAUUUUAUCAAUACCAUUCAUCUUUGGCCAGAAAAACAUACUUCUCAAUAUAUUACAAAUUGAUGUAAUAGUCUUAAAUCCUAGUAAAUGAACAAUGCGUAAUUUGUACCAUAAAAAAUUCAGAUUACAACAACUUUAAGCAAAAUAAUCCUGUAAACAAGGGUUGCUGUAAGUAAGUGUACAACUUAACCAAAAAUGAGUUAAAUGGGUGUACAUAACAGUCACUGUGUUCUGUGUGGGUGUACAUAACAGUCACUAUGUUCUGUGUGGGUGUACAUAACAGUCACUGUGUUCUGUGUGGGUGUACAUAACAGUCACUAUGUUCUGUGUGGGUGUACAUAACAGUCACUAUGUUCUGUGUGGGUGUACAUAACAGUCACUGUGUUCUGUGUGGGUGUACAUAACAGUCACUAUGUUCUGUGUGGGUGUACAUAACAGUCACUAUGUUCUGUGUGGGUGUACAUAACAGUCACUAUGUUCUGUGUGGGUGUACAUAACAGUCACUAUGUUCUGUGUGGGUGUACAUAACAGUCACUAUGUUCUGUGUGGGUGUACAUACGUCACUAUUGUCGUGACGUGACUUACUUUAAUGUAUGACUGUUAUUUAUCGAAUCACCUAACUAUGACCCUAGUGGACUGGACUAACAAUAGCAUGAAUGCUUGGGUAGAAGGAAGAUUGGUGGAUUCAGAGAGAGGGGGGGGGGGGGGGCAAAGGAAGAGACAAAGGAAUUCACCUAUCGGACAUUUCUUAACUACGCUCACGGAAAUGCAAAUGCUUAGCACCCGCUCAUUCGGAUUAGAAAUGCAACAUGUAUUUACGUGUAGCUGUCCUCGAUCGUUGAGUUGAUGAUGUAGGACUGGUUUGCCCACCAGAGAUCCCAAUGUCCUUGGUAGAGUUUCUGGUCGUAGUGGUGGUUAGAAUGGAUACUUCAGCGUACCCCGUAGUUCGUAGAGUUGAUCUGUUAGAAAAGAUACUUCAGAUGUACCAACGGUUGUCUGAGAGGGAUUGUCCUUCCCAACUUGUGUCUUUUAGUGAAAGUUCUCUAGACGACUAUACAUGCCAGCUGCAGACUGAGAUGAUAAGGUCUAGUGCAUUGUCUUCUACUUCACCUCGUGUAGAGGUUGAGAGUUUCAGAGUUUCUCCAUUUCAAAUGUGUGGACUAACGUCUCACGUUUUCUGGUCUUUCUGGUCUAAUCAUUUUGUAACGUGUAGCUUCAGCUUCACGCUUCCUGGUCUGGUAGAAAUUCAACCAUUUGCAACAUCCGGCUUAUACCGUAAUCUGCUUGGUCUUCCUUUGAUAAUGGAGUUGUAGUUUUAAACCAUUUUGUAACGUUUAGCUCACACUUCACUGGUCUGAGGUGAAUUUAGUCACGAGGGGAUUUAUACUUGAGUAGAAAAGGGGGCGUUUCAUCAUGUUUGUGCUCAUCUGGGCGUGGCCACUGACUGAGAACAAAUCAAUAUGGAAACAAUCAUCUCAUCUAGAAUGCUAAAAUCACAUUUAUCUUUAUAAAAGUAUUAUUAUACUUAAUCAUUCGUUUUAUACAACAAUUAGAUGCAAACCUCAUAACUGGGAGGUGUACACCCCCAGAGAUACAGUUAUGUUGUUCCACCAUCUUUAAUGACAUCACAACAUAGUAACGAAUUUGACAUAGUUGUUCUUUAAGUCGCCACCGACCAUUUCCCACAUUCUUUGAAGUAUGAAUAUUGUUUCAUUAUCCACUUUUGGAUGUUGGAGUCUUGGCGGGAAGACUUCCUUUGUUUCACAGGGAAAUUCCCUCUGUCAGUACUGCAUGGCACGGAAAAGAGAGUUUCUGCAAGGAAUUUAUGACCGGUCAUAGAACUGGCCCCCAGCAGAGGGGAUGUUCAAACCUUUGCCUAGCCGGCAUCUUUGAUCCUCAACCCAUGAGGGCAAGUCAUGACACUAUGUUCUGUGUGGGUGUACAUACGUCACUAUGUUCUGUGUGGGUGUACAUAAGUCACUGUGUUCUGUAUGGGUGUACAUAAGUCACUGUGUUCUGUGUGGGUGUAUAACAGUCACUAUGUUCUGUAUGUGUGUACGUAUAACUGUCGCUAUGUUCUGGUGUUUUAUACAUUAUGUGAUGCUGAUAUGUUAUUGAUGUUAUUGUGUGACUUAAAAGUCGGAAAAGUCUAAACAGGAUUAAAGUAAGGGUUAAGGUUAGGGUUAGGGUUAGGGUUUAUGGUAGGGACAUCCCAAGGAUUCCAGAUAGCACUAACCCUUAAAAGGCCCAUUCAAUACAGCUUUAUUUAUCGUCCUUGUUUUCCAGUGGAACACCAGUGUACCACUGAGGGUUCUGUUGUUCUGCUGGGGACCCUACGAAAUCAUGUGUAUCUACGCCUGCUUUGACAAUGCCAAACUGGUCUCUCCAAAGCUGAGAAUGGUGAGCAGUUCUUCUUCUUUUGCUUAUUUUUCCUCCUUUGCCUCUUCUUCUUCUUCUUUUGCCUCUUCUUCUUUUGCUUCUUCUUCCUAUAUUUCUCUUGUCUUUUUUCUCUUGUCUCUCUGUGAUUGAUAAUGCUUUAGUUCAAUGAAAUGUGAAUGGAGAUUGUUUUAUUUAAAUCAUUUAACAAGAAAACAUGUUUAUUCAUUUCCUAGUUGCUUCCUGUUUUGGCGAAAAUGAACCCCAUUUUCAACGCGUGGCUCUAUUCCUUUGGGAAUGAGUUCUACAGAGGAGGGGUGUGGCAGUUCCUGACUGGCCAGAAGUUUACUGAGCCGGUCGUUGUGAAGUUAAAAGGAAGAUAAAGGAAGUUUUCGUCUAUGCCCAUUCUAUUCUAAUUCUAUGGUUACACUACUGUACAGGCCAUAGAAUUAGAAUGGUC